This is a messenger RNA of Pangasianodon hypophthalmus (striped catfish), 2512 nucleotides long. It is a transcript of the gene npl, whose product is annotated as N-acetylneuraminate pyruvate lyase (dihydrodipicolinate synthase). The transcript is spliced from 12 exons. The record is from RefSeq and is a predicted model, not a curated record. Gene Ontology annotation, molecular function: N-acetylneuraminate lyase activity; 4-hydroxy-tetrahydrodipicolinate synthase activity. NCBI's taxonomy places the organism in Eukaryota, Metazoa, Chordata, Actinopteri, Siluriformes, Pangasiidae. Gene Ontology annotation, biological process: N-acetylneuraminate catabolic process. The coding region runs from base 181 to 1110 and encodes 309 amino acids.
GCAAGUCCGAUCCAUGGAGGCCCCACCUCGCAAAUUACAGGACUUAAAAGGAUCUGCUGUUAAUGUUUUGGUGCCAGAAACCACAGCAUACCUUCAGAGGUACAUGGAGUACAUGCCUCGACAGGUCAGAGCUGUUUUACCGGCACAAGGGGGACCUACACAGUAUUAGCAGGUGCAGAGAUGUGUCCAGAGUCGGAGAAGCUCACUGGUCUGAUCGCAGCUACGUUCACGCCGCUCACUCCACAAGGUGAGCUGAACCUGGCGGUGAUCGGACAGUACGUCGACUACCUGCUGGAGAAACAGAGCGUGCGCAGUGUGUUCGUGAACGGGACGACGGGUGAAGGCUGCUCUCUGACCCUGCAGGAACGGAAGCAGCUGGCGGAGGAAUGGUGCCGUCAGGGCAAAGGGAAACUCGACCAGGUCAUCGUUCACGUCGGCUGCCUGAGCGUAAAAGACUCUCAGGAACUGGCACGUCACGCCGCGUCAGUAGGAGCUGAUGCCAUCGCUGUCAUCUCUCCAUCUUUCUUCAAACCCAGUAAUGCAGAGGCGUUACAGAUGUUUCUGAAGGAAGUGGGUUCAGCGGCUCCACAGCUUCCUUUCUACUAUUAUCACUUACCCAGCAUGACGGGAGUGAAGCUGGACGUGAGGGAGGUUCUGGAAGGCAUUGAGAAGAAGAUUCCCUCGUUCCGAGGGCUGAAGUUCAGCGGAGUGGAUUUAAGAGAUCUGGGACAGUGCAUCAGUUACUGCCGUCCUCGUGGCUGGUCCAUCCUCUACGGAGUGGACGAGCAUCUGCUGGGAGCCUUGGCACUGGGAGUCAACGGUGCCGUGGGAAGUACGUACAAUUACGUGGGUUACUUCAUGAACAGGAUGCUGAGUGCGUUUGAAAAAGGAGACCUCUCUCUCGCUCAGCACCUCCAGUUUAAGUUGCAGGACGUCAUCACAUUCUCAAACAGUCUAGGCUUCGACUUGGCCAUGAAUAAGCAGCUGAUGAGUUUGUGUUCCGGCCUGCCGAUGGGUCCUCCGAGGCUGCCGCUGCUUCCGUGGCCUUCUGAUCGCGUUCAGGAGAUCGUUAAGAAACUCCAGCAGGACAUGGAGGUCUGUCCUAAAUAAAACAACAGCACUUUGAUAAAUCAGCCGUCCCGGAUACGUGCAGGUCGUUGGGGUACCACACGUUUGAAGAAGCCACGGCGUGCUUAUGAGACAUAAGCUCUGAUUAGCUUGUGCUAAAUGAAUCGGUAAUCUAGCUUUUAAAUCAAUACUUCGGUGAAAGAGACUAAUAUAGCCAGUAACACAGGAAUCCAUUUAUAUGGAUGUAGUUUUAUGUACCACUCCUGUAACUUGAUCUCUUUAAUAAUUCAUAAUAUCUACAAAAAAGAGGCCUCAUGAAAGCUGAGACGGGUUUCUUUCGUAAACACUGAUGGGGAAAAACAGAAAGGAAGAAAUCGAUGGUGUAUAAAAUCCACAGUUUAGUAGCAAUGUGGAUUUUAUACAACAGAGAUUUCUUCCUUUCUUGUUUGAAGGGAUUGUUGUUUUUCCACAUGCAUUUCAUGCAGAUCUAAAAUGUAAACUAAUUUACCGUAUAUACUACUUUAUACUACUUAAUCGUUUAUGAAACACAUCUGUUUUCUGAGCUUUUACCAAGAAUCAGCUUGAGUUUAAUACGUACAGUUUGUUAACCGCUAAAACGUCUCGGGUUUUAAUUCAUUUGUAGAGCUCCAGCUCCAUACAUCAACAUUGAGAGAGUACUUUUUUUAAUAUAACAUCUAGUGUUUUUUGUUUUGUUUUGUUUUAUUUACUUGAACUUGUAGGUUUGUAGAUUAGGGAUGUGUCUUCUGUCUAAUUUUCUUAUUCAGAUAUUCAGAUAAGUCUUGAAUGAAUGGAUUUUCAGUUAAACACUAUUAGAGGGAGGGGGAAAAAAAUAUCAGUUAAAUGGUUAUUCUGUUUGUGUUUGACUGACGAAAUAGAGAGAAAUAAUGUUUUACAGAAACGCACAGCAGCAAAAGUGUAUUUCAGCUUGGUGAUUCAGCCUGUAGUCCUGCUAUAACAUCUAAAAUUCAAAUUCAGACUGACUUUAUAUGAUUACAGAGUUAAUGAAGUACAGAUGUUUCCAUGUUAUAUUUACUAAACCAGUGAAUUAAAAUUGAGAAAUGAAAUGAAAUGAAUAAUAUGAUCAAACACUCAUAUUAGCAAGUCAGUCAUGUUGCUUGUGUAAUUAUAUCUGCUUACAGAGGUUUGAAAAAUGUAAGUCUUUUCAUUGUUUUUUAUUUUAUUUUAUUGAAAGUCUUUAUAUGUGUUUUUGAAAGCACAGUAUCUGAAAAAUCUCUAGCAUGAACUCAGCAGUAAAUCUGAUUAACCUUUUGUGUCAGUUAUGUAAGCUGUGAAGCUAGUUCUCGGAAAUGUCUUUGGAAAUGUACUCGUACUGUAUUUUCUGAGGAGCAUUUAAAAACAUUAUCAAAAUGAUUUAGAGAUGGAAAAGCAUUAAACAGACAUUAAAACAUUUUUAAAAAUCUCA